Molecule: messenger RNA, 4829 nt
Organism: Schistosoma spindalis
Lineage: Eukaryota; Metazoa; Platyhelminthes; Trematoda; Strigeidida; Schistosomatidae
Source: the annotation of a GenBank genome assembly
UAUAUUCAUUGACCCUGUUUAUGAAUUCUUUCGUUUACAUUAAAAAAAAGAACAAACAAUGUGCAUUAUUUGAAAUGGUUAAUUCAAGCUAUACAAAUGAAUGACAUAGUGAAAUAUAUGCCUUUUAUUAUUUAUUUUUUUUGUUUGUUGUUAUGUAUUUGAAUGCAUUUACAUAUUUGUUUAGUUGUAUUCAUAUAAUUGUAUAUAUUUUUGUGAUAAUUAGAUAUGUCUGUGCAUAUAUAUUUCAAUAUGGACAAUAAGAUUUUUAAUAUAGAUGUAUCUAUACAAUUAGUAUCCAUAUAAGUAAUUCAUGUUUGUACAGACAUGUUAAAAUAUAAAUUAUCUUUACUCUGUACUGUACUGUUCUGUUUUUUUUUUAAAAUUUUUAAAAGGAUUGUUAUUUUACAAGGCUGAUCAGUAUUAUAAUUCACUAAUGAAUUCAGUCAAAUAAAUGUAGACUAAUUCAAUUUUUAUAUUUACUUACUAGUUUAUAAUAAAUAUAUAUUCAUUUAGUAUUAAUAUACUAAUACAAUCAAAGGACAAGUUCUUUGUUAUUUUACUCUUUAUGAAUAUGAUAAAACAAAAUGUACUGAUCUGUUAUAAAGUUCAAUGAUUACAAUCAGAUGAUCAUCCAUAAUAAAAAUAAUAAUAAUAAUAAUGAACAUUGAGAUUAAUCCAUUCAUCAUUACUAUUUCAAUUCUUACGUUAUUCAAUGGAUUAUAUUUGUGUAAUGAAUGGAAACAUGCAAAUAAUCGGGGUCUUUUUGUGUAAACUACAUGUUCUGAGAUAUGACUGGGGGUCUCACGGGGAGACUCUCCUAUAUGAACGCACCACAAUCGAUACAACCUGAUCUGUGGAAACAAUUCCAUGUAUAUAUAAACUGGAUCUUCUAUUCUAAAUAAAGUGUUUCUUAUAGUGUUGCUCCUCUUGUAGAAAGCUUUAAUUUCAAUUAUCUAGGCCGUAUAAUCCUUGUCAACCAAAUCCAUGUCAAAACAGCGCUAAAUGUGUAAAUAUUCAAGAUUGGAGUAGAACGACCUCAUUAAAGAAAUUCAAGACUUUGUCAGAUUAUUACUGUGUAUGUCUGAAAGGAUGGACUGGACAAAACUGUACGGAAGAUAUUGAUGAUUGUGUAAUUCGUCCUUGUUUAAAUGGUGGUAUUUGUGAAAAUAAACCAAAUAUGAGAUUUUUUUGUCAUUGUCCAACAGGAUAUGUUGGUCAGAUUUGUGAAUAUAGAGAUCCAUGUCAACUUAACCCUUGUUUAAAUGGUGGAACUUGUCAGUCUGAUCCAUUUGGUCAAUUUACUUGCAUAUGUCCUCAAUGGUACCACGGAGUACGUUGUGAACAGGAAAUUAACCCAUGCUAUCCUACAUCUCCGUGUUUGGGGGAGAAAUCAGUUUGUCAUUUAUUGACUUCAAAGAAUAGAACAGUUUCAGGACCAUCGUUUUCUAUUCACAAGUCAGAGUAUAUUGUAGAUUUUCUAUGCGAAUGUGACCUUGAUUAUUUUGGUCGUUAUUGUGAUAAGAAGCGUAAUUCAUGCAAGUUUCAUAAUUGUAAAAAUGGUGCAACUUGUUUACAAAAUAAUGAUCAUUUUGUUUGUCUAUGUCCUGUAGGAUUUACAGGAUCAAUCUGUAAUACCGCUACAAAUAUAACUAAUUAUAUUUAUUCUAAUAUAAAUACUUUAAUUCAUAAUCAAUCAAUGAAUAUAAAUAGAUUCAAUAAGAAUAUAACAAAUAAUGUAGAAUUAUUAAAUGAUUAUUGUUAUCGAAUUGGAUGUGAUAAAGCAAAAAUUGGUGAUAAUAUAUGUCAAGCAAAUUGUAUCUAUGCAAAUUGUAUAAAUAUAAAAGAUGAAUUAGAAAAUGAUUGUCAAUAUUGGAUGAAUUGUUUACAAACAACUCAAUAUAUUAAAAAUGAUAAUGAUAAUGAUUAUAAUCAAACAACAUGUGUUGAACAAUUUCAAAAUGGUAAAUGUCAAUCUGAAUGUAAUAGAAAUGAAUGUUAUUUAGAUGGUUUUGAUUGUUAUGAAAAUAUAUCGCAGUGUGUGCCAUUUGAAUUCUGCUUACAGUCAUAUGGAGAUGGUGUUUGUCAAUCCCAAUGUGAUACCAUUCAAUGUGGCUAUGAUGGAGGAGAUUGUAAAAAUGAACAAAGAAACAAUUAUUUAUCAAUCAAGUACAUUUUACUUCAUCUGAAAACAAAUCAAUCAAAAUUCAAGUUAAAUCGUAAUCAGUAUCUGGGAAAUCUAGGUAUAAUUCUUCGGUCGAUUGUUAAGAUUGCAAAGGAUGACAUCACUCAAGAACUUUUAUUAGAAGAUGUUCCUAGUAAAAACCAAAUUAAAGUGCUUCUUGAAGUCAUCAGUCAAUCAAAUAUUAACUGCAAAACAACUGAGGGAAAUAUGUGCACGAACGAUGGUGUUCAAUUACUUCAACCAAAUGAACUUAAAGCUUAUAUUCUUGCCGCAUUAAGUACAAAUCAGUACAAAUCACUUUUUAGUAUAAUCAACUUACAUUUUGUUGAUUCACCAAGUCACUCACAUUUUAAAGCACCAUGGGAAUUAGAAUUUUCAACUGAUACAAGAAUUUCAAAAGAAGCUAUUGGAUUAUACGUUUGUAUAUGCAUUUUAGCUGGAAUAAUUAUUAUAUUAAUUUUAUUCUUGGUAUUUCAACAUGAUAAUAACUGGCGAAAACCAUUGAAACGUGUGAAAACGAAAGGUAUUUGGUGUCCACCUGUAUCAUCGAUUUAUUCUAAACCUAAUCAAAUUGAUUUAUUAGGACAACAAUCUACGGUUUAUUUCACAGGAUUUAAAUCAGUUGUAGGAGUUACAGAACCACCUCUAACAACAAUGACAAUAAAUGAAUCAAAAUAUUUUGACAAUAAAUUUAAACAAACUUCAUCAGCUUCAUCAUUUUUUCAAGAUUACUUAAAUUCUUCAACUGCUAAUGAGAAGGAUACAUUCCCUUUGUCAAAUGUCCCAAAGUACAAUCAUGAAGAAAUGAUUGCUGGAUUCCUCUCAGAUAAAAUUCCUGGAACAGAUAUUUCAUUGAGUGAUGACUAUUCACCAAAUUGUAAAAAGAAACGUCUUACUCAAGACAAAAUGAUAUCAGGUAUACUACCUAAUAGUGAAAAUUUGUUUACUACUCCCAAAUAUUUGGGAAAUUUAUUCAGUGAAGAUACAGGAAACUUUCAUCCCUUCGGAGAAGAGGAAAAGCACAAACAGGGCAAACGUAAAUUUGAUUUGAAAGACAAAUAUGAAUCUUUUUUACCUCAGGAAAAUUUAAAAACCACGAUUAACGAAAGUUUAAAUUUAGAUAGUAUUUAUAGCAAGAAAGAGAAGAUCAAGACCAUGGGAUCUGAUAACAAAGAAGUGUUUAAAAUAAUUUCAUCAUUAGAUGGUCUACACCCAUGUGAUGUCACUCAGAGAAGUCAAAUCGAACAAGUUUUAGAUGAUAAUAAUAAUUAUCAAAAUAAAGGUGUAGAAAUGUCAUCAAACAAUCUUGAUACUGGAGAUUAUUUGGAUGAUGAUCUAUCAAAGAACGUUGUUAGUAAUCAAAGUCUACUACAUUUAGCAGCUCAUAUGAAUGUAGGACAUGACCUAAUUAAUAAGAUCUAUCAUAAUGAACAUAAUCAAAGACCUCUUGGUACUUUAUAUGUUGAUUCAUUUGGUAGAACAGCUUUGACUGGCGCGGCUGCUGCUAAUUCUUUAGAAUCGGUCAAGUCGUUAUACCAGCUUGAAAAGGAGGCUCUACUCAAUAAAAAAUCAGUAAAGUCUGUCAAAUCACAUCAAAUUACUACACCGAAACCAACGUGUCGUUCAAGAAGGCGUUACCAAGUUUACGAAUCUCGGCAGUGUUCACCUAUAAUUGUUGCUAUUCAAGCAGGGAAUGAUGAAGUAGUGAAGUGUCUAUUAGACGAAGGUUGUCCUUAUAACACAGUUGAUCAGUAUGGUCGUAACGUUGUACAUUGGGCGGCCGUAACUAAUUCUGUCAAAAUAUUAGCUUAUUUAGCACAGUGUAAAGGUUUUGCUAGAUUAAUGAAUAUGAAAGACGACUGGGAUAGAACACCUAUCAUGUUAGCUAUACGUGAAGGUUGUCAAGAAGCUGUUGAGUUCCUACUAGACAAACAAGCCAAAGUUGAAAUCAUUGACUGUAUGGAAAAUGAUUGUUUAUCAUUAUGUAAAGAGAAAGGUUAUAAAAGAAUACAUGAAAUACUUACAAAUUAUAUCAGGUCAAGAAACUCAGAUACGAAGUCGCUAACACAUGAUACAAAAGUGAAUAUUUUUAAAGAGAAUCCAGACGUAAGUAAACAAGAACUAGUACUGUCACCGAUGUUACAAUCAACACCAUCUAUGGCACCGGUUACGACAGUGAUGACAACUACACCAGUACGACAUUCAGCAGAGAACAUUUCUCGUAUGAAUGAAUUUGACUGGAUAAGUUUAAGCGAUGAUCGAGUUUCAGAAGACUAUAGUGAUUGUGACCAAUUCACAGAAGAUAUGGCUGAAGAUUUUAAUUGAUGUGAAAGUGGUCACUACUGCUGUAUAAUAUUUACCUUAUUCCACACAUUUCUAAUCAUAUGUUACAUACAUCGUACUUAUCUUAACAGAAAUAAAGAAAAAAAAGGAUGUUGAUUGUAAUUAAUUGUAGAUUUAUUGUGUUUGUUCAGCUAUGUAUGUAUAAAACUGUAUUUAGGGGUUAAUGUAUUAAAUAACGUGAAAUUAUUAUAUUAUUAUGAACUGUUUAUAUACUUAUUUCUUACCAACCAACUAAGUUGAAAUAGCUUUCCUUGUACAAUACAUUUAUUUUUUAUGAAUAAAUCACAUUUAAUAUCUUCUAUUA